UUGAACUUACUCGGUGGUAAUACAAAUAGUAUGGAAAGUGUAUUAAGUGAGCUUCGAGAAUUAGGUGAGCAACUCGCAACUUAUAUCCAGCAUGUGAAGCUUCUAAAAAAUGAGGAAGAUAUUAGUUCACUUAAAAAGGCAAUAUUCAGCCUGGAGAAUGAUCUUAAACUACUUCGAACGUCAUAUGAAUGCCAGAUAAAUCACCUGAGUACUACUCUAACUAUUGUACUGGACGAAAAGAGAGAUUUGGAGAAUGAAAUUCUAGUAAGGAAAGAAAAUGAUGCUCAUUUUCUGGAUAGGUUUACUUUUUUACGAUUGGUAUGUAUUUUGCAGGAUCUCAGUAGAGUCCUCUAAAAAUGCUAAACUUCUUAUGGAGAUAAGUCAUCUUAAAACUGAUGUUGCGGAAAAAAAUAAUCAGAUCAUGGCGCUGAAAAUGCAUGUGCAGGAGUUGGAGACACAUGGAGAAGAGAAAGAAACAGUGAAGUUGAAUCUUACUGAGGAAAUAAAUCUUCUGAAGCAAAAACUUUCAAUGUCUGAGGAUCUGUAUACUGAGACUGCUAACCAGCUUCAAAGUGCAUUGUUGAAAAUAAAUUCUCAAAAAUUGUUUGCGAAAGAGCGUCUUAGUCGCAGUCAAAACAGAAUACAAUGGUAUAUUUCUCAGUUUGCUGCAAAGGAUUUUCAAGUUGAAGAAUCUCGCAGAAGAGAAGCUUCCAUUUCUACUGCCAUCUCUCAAUUACGUGCCAAAGCACAGGAGGAACUUAUUCAAUACCGUCAACAAGCUUCAGAAAUUUACAAAAAACCAAUAGCAACUUUGCAAAGUCAGUUGGCUUCGGAGAGAAAAGAAAAUCAAUUGUUGAAGACCAAGUGUCUGAAGAAUGAUCAAACAAUUCUUAACUUGCAACGGCAAGUUGCUGAAUUGAAUUCUAAAAUUAACAGCACUGAACAUCAUACUGAACUUUUGAAGAAUGCUUUGGAAAGUUUGGGGAAGGAGCAUAAUCGCCUAAGAAGUAACUAUGAAGAUAAGAUUCAGAGACUGGAGGCUUCUAUAGCUUCUAGUGCCGCUGACUUCGACUCUAUGAAAAGUAAAGAGAAUGAAGUUAUGAGAGAAAUAUCAAAAUUUAAAAGCAUGUUGAAUUUAGAGGAAGAGAGUCCCCACUCACGGAUAUAUAACAAACAAACUAAUCCAAUUAAUGGGGAACUGGUUGAUGAAGGGGAUUUAGAGUGUUCGGAAAAUGAUAAAAAAAUCGAAUUCGACAGAACCUAUGGACCGAAAUCUAUCUCACACUCAGAUUGUACUGUUUCAUCAAAAGGCAUUCACCCUUUCGUAAUGGAAUCAAAUGAUGAACUCCGCGACACUUCUGAGAAUAUUGAUGUUGAGUUACAAAACUGUGAUCAAGUAAACUAUGACAUGAAGAAAUUUGGUGUAAAUUCUUCCAAAAAUGCAAUAAUAGGUACACAAAUUGGUGGCUCAAUACCUGGUAGUCCAGGGUCGUCGAUGUCUUUAUCAGGGUCCAAUGCUAUUGGAUAUUUACAAAUUUGUGAAAUUGAUCCUAAUGGUGAGUAUUUACUUCUAUGGAAUUCAAGUACAAACAAGGAAAUUGAUAUUGGAUUAUACAAAGUUUGGCAAAAACAUAUUCAAGAGAAAAUUAAUGAAUAUACUUUCCCAGCUGAUGUUCGGAUGUCACCACGAACUGUUUUUACUUUAUGGUCAAACAAUGCUAUUAUACCAAAGAAUGUAUGCAAUACAAAAAAUGUAUUCCGAUGUCCAAAUGUUUGUAAAUGGUUCAAUGGUCCAAAUUAUAUAACUAUGGUAUCAAACUCUCAUGAUGAGAUUUUAGCUUGGCUUACCCCAUCUGCACGAUGUUUUACGAGUCGUAGUGAACGAGAAAAUUCAUUACAGAAUUGUAAUUCAUCCGGAAUUCAAUAUACACCAGAUCUUAGUUAUGAUUCGUUAAUGAUAACAAGACAAAAGUCAAAUAAUAAUAAAUUAGCAUCAUCAUCAUCAUCAACAACAACAACAACAACAGUGACCACAGCUGAUUCAUCUCAUCAUCAUCAUCAUCAUCACAAUUCUACUAAUGAUAUUGAAAUUGAUGAAAUUAAUCAAGUUAAAUUAGAUAAAAGUCCAACACAAUUCAAUGUGAAUGAAUCAUAUAAACAAUAUACUACUGAAAUACAAAAUAAUUUAAAUAAUAUAUCAAUGAUGAAAAGAAAUAAUCAUAAUAAUCAUAGAAACUCUAAUUUAUUAAAAAUUAAAAAUUUAAUUUCACUUAAUCCGCCAAAUAAUUCACAACAAUUCAAUUUAAAUAAUAAUAACAAUCUAAAGAUCCCAUAUCCUUAUAAAUCAUACUUUAAUCAAUCACGUCAAUUAUCCAGUGAGACUGAUCAAAAUAAUUAUUGAUUUAUUAACAAAUCGAUAAAUCAAUAUGAAAGUGCGUGUGUGUGUGUGUGAGUAGUUUCUAGGCACUUUUUCUUAAAAUAAAAUUGAUUCUUCAAAUCAGUACUCAAUAUAUUUCUUUAUCAAUUUUUUUUUAAUUUAUUAUUUCAACAAUAUUAAAUAAAUUAUUAUGGGUUUUAUAUCAUAUAUGUUACAUUCUAAUAUGGUAAUAUAUUACAA
Messenger RNA from Schistosoma rodhaini, 2617 nucleotides. NCBI's taxonomy places the organism in Eukaryota, Metazoa, Platyhelminthes, Trematoda, Strigeidida, Schistosomatidae. The record is from the annotation of a GenBank genome assembly.